UGGGCUAUUGGCGUUUACCCGCAGUCUCCUGCUGCGGAGAGUCUGACACGGGCUACCCACGGUAGUAGAUAGCACGCGGGAGUCGAUACACGCCCUUCGCUGUGGCUUCUUGUGCCUUCAAGGUAUAUACACAGAGCAAGCGGAUCAGGUCGAGGUGAGCCGCGUUGAUCGCGCCUAAUAUACGCAUGCGUACCGCUUAUUGUGAUGGGUCUUUCGACCUUCUUCUCUCCUCCGCCCCUGACACCCGUUGUCUGGCCCUUGCCCAAUCGUGUUCUCUCCCCCAUGCUGGUGAUUGGCUGAACGCUGUUCCUUCGCCUUCCCUCGGCCUUCACUUCAUGGAUCAGCCGCCCUGCUGACAUCCUUCUUCCGAAUUGGGAACGGGGUCAACCAGCUGCUAUGGAUGUGACCGUCAUUUCCCCCCUUCAACCCCUCACCCUUCAAGGGGCUGCUUCCUCUGCUGGCCAUGCCCUUGCUGUUGCGGAGCAUCGAAAGAUGUCAGCUCAUGCCCCCGCUUGCCGCGCUGUUGGGGUCUCUUUCAUCCCCCUUGCUUUUGAGGCCCUGGGCGGCAUGAGUGAGGCCACAACCACCUCGUUGUCCAGAAUUGGUCGCCUCCUAGGCCAGCGUUUAGGGGUCUCUCCCGCGGACUCAAUUCGUCACCUCUUCCAGCGCUGCUCUGUUUCUCUCUGGCGUGGGAAUGCCGCUCUUUGGCUCCAUCGAUUCCCCAUUGGC
Geodia barretti is the source of this 729-nucleotide messenger RNA. The record is from the annotation of a GenBank genome assembly. Lineage: Eukaryota; Metazoa; Porifera; Demospongiae; Tetractinellida; Geodiidae.